AUGCCAACCACCUCGGACAGCCAUUGGAGCUGGGGGUUCCGUCUAAUAAUCUCGCUACGGGACGACACGUACUUGGCUGCAGACCGGCCAUUUGACCUCUCAUCAUCCUUCGACCUCUGUAACUUCUCCAUGUCGAAGUCCACUCUAGUAGCCGUGCUUCGCCAUUUAAACCUCGAACCGGAGUUCAUUGAGACCGUUACGUCCUUGGGAGACGACUCGAAGGUUUCAUUCUCCCUAGAAGACCUGGAUUCUCGAAGUCUGAGUUACAUUAUGCGGACAGAACGAGCGCUGCCAUCAGACUUGAUCCUCGCCGUAAGGUCCACAGCUGAUAAUCAUCACUCAUUCACGACUGGAUUUCUCCAUGGCUGUACGGAAAAUGAAGCCCAACAUAUCGUAGGAUGGCUGAAGCAGGCCUCUCAAGCCUUGCAGGAACCCACCCUUAUGGCCUUUCUUCUGGCUGAGAUCCAAUAUGAGCGCCAUACCCACAUCACCCAAGAAUACUGGCGCCGAUACGACGACCUCUUCUUCGAACUCCAAGAAAAAGCUAGAGUGAUAACCAAACUCUCCCCUUUCACGGAGGACAGGACCCGCGAUCUGCCCGAGAUAGCUGACUGGUUGAGCACCAUUUUCGCCAUGCACAGCAAGCACGGCCGUAUGUAUCGUCAUUUCUGUACUUUCCAAGCAAACAUCGACUUGCUGCAAGACCUCGCGGAACAGUCGUUGCAGAGACAAACAACUCCACUUAGUCCCCGAUUCCAGACAGCAACCUCAAUCACCCACCGGUUGCAGCAAAUAGCUACUGGAUACAAGGACCUGGAACAGCAAACAUUGCUCCUCAAGGAAGGCGCCAGUCUCUUACUGACUACAUUGUGGAGCUUGAUCGCCCAAAGCGACAGCAAAAGAUCCCAGAAGGCAAAUAUCAUCAACCAGGAGAUUGCCACUUCGAGUCGCGUCAUCGCCAAAGCAAGUGGGAACGAUAGCUCGGCGAUGAAAGCGCUCGCUGUCCUCACCAUGGUGUUCUUGCCUGGAACUACACUGGCAACCGUCUUCGCCCUUCCUGCAUUUGACUGGGAGUCUCAUAGUUUCUGGCCCACGGCCCGAUCGAGUAUCUGGAUCUUCUGUGCCCUCUCAGCCAUCUUGACGCUCCUGGUGCUCUACACUUGGCGGUACUGGUUCCUCGGUACGAUUUGGGAGAAAGACGCGGCUAACGGCACUAACGUGUCGUACCGGGGACUGGAUGGACUCCUGCUCCGGCGCCAUGACCGGCAGAAAUUGACCGGAUAUGGGGAUAAGAAGGUCGUCUUCUAG
Messenger RNA from Aspergillus campestris IBT 28561, 1308 nucleotides. RefSeq lists its product as uncharacterized. The record is from RefSeq and is a predicted model, not a curated record. NCBI's taxonomy places the organism in Eukaryota, Fungi, Ascomycota, Eurotiomycetes, Eurotiales, Aspergillaceae. The transcript is spliced from 6 exons. Bases 1 to 1308 code for a protein of 435 amino acids.